Molecule: messenger RNA, 1388 nt
Organism: Ahaetulla prasina
Lineage: Eukaryota; Metazoa; Chordata; Lepidosauria; Squamata; Colubridae
Gene: IFT43
Product: intraflagellar transport 43
Exons: 9
Coding region: 73-675 (200 amino acids)
Biological process (GO): intraciliary retrograde transport
Cellular component (GO): intraciliary transport particle A; cilium
Source: RefSeq, a predicted model, not a curated record
UGUUCUUUUUUUCCGGAAGUAAACGGCUCCUCGCUCCCAAUCUCGCGCUCCUGGCCACUUUGGGCCUGAGGGAUGGAGGACGAGUUGGAGCUGGAUGAGGAGGUCUGCAAGGGGGUAGUAAAGAUGGGUAGACGUGCUCAUCAAGAUUUCUUCCCAGAAGAAAAUCAUCUUAGCCAGACGAACUCUCCGGCUGCACAGCGUCCAUCAUCUAAACCACAUAUACGCGAAGGAGUGUGGUCUGGCUUUGUUGGUGUAAAUGUGUCUAAGUCAAAAAAGAAACCUGUAGAACAAGAAGUUGAAGAUCAUCGUCUAAGACAACAGAGCAUAGAGGCAGAUAAUGGAGAAGAUAUACCAGUGAUCCCUGACUUAGAGGAAGUACAAGAGGAGGACUUCGCCAUGCAAGUGGCAGCCCCCCCUAGUGUACAAGUGAAUAGAGUGCUGACCUACCGUGACCUGGACAAUGAUCUCAUGAAGUACGCUGCAUUCCAAACCUUGGAUGGAGAGAUUGAUCUCAAAUUGCUCAGUAAAGUCUUAGCACCAGAACAAGAAGUACGAGAGGAUGAUGUCAUCUGGGACUGGAACCAUCUCUAUACAGAGGUUGCCUCUGAACUUCUAAGUGAAUGGGACUCUGGGCAAUCAGAAAAAGAAGAGAACCUUAUGAACAAGAAUGCUUGAAUUUUGAUUGAUUGCAUAAAAGUUGUAGAAACAUUCCUUUUUAGUAUGAUUUUUAUUUGAGAUAUUAUUUUUGUCUACACAAUAUAACAAUAGCUGUUUCAGAAAUGUAUCUAUAACAGAAUUCAAAAGAAGUUUUGUAUUGAUAUUCAAGUUAAUUAAUUAUACUUUUUAAUAACUGGGCAAUACUUUCAAUUCUCUUCAGUAGGUAAUGUUUUUCCAAGUACUUACAGGCCCAUUUUAAGGUGUGUUUUUUUCUUAGAUACAUGUAUGCCUCCUUGUAAAAUGUUAUGCUUUAUCCUCAGAGCUAUUAUAGUCUGGAAUAUUAAAUUGAUUUAUUACCAUUCCUCACUUAAGUGGCGACUAACAUAUUCAAAUUUGUUUAAAUGUACAUGAAUAAUAAAUGUGUAAAGAAAAGAGGCUACACAAACAAAAAGCAACACAAGUGCACCAUACAUCACAUGAGCUUUUUGAAUUUGGAAGUGAACUGGGAGUACCAGUUUCCUGUUCUAAAAUAUGCUGGAGGUUGACUGCUUUCCAAAUAUCAUAAUUUGUGAAUUUAUCUAUGCUUAUCACCCAAGCUAAUAGUACACUUAGCAGUAUAGUGAGCAGUUAAAUGGAGCUAUCACAACAACAAAACCCAUGUUUGUGCAUAAGCAGCACAAAGACAAGAAAAUUAAAACCCUUUUUUAUUUUGAAUUGGACUAGUCUAACUC